ACCAAACAGAGGCUUCAGCUGAGCACUAUGGCACGGCUUAAUCAGGACAGAUUUGCCGGAGGAAGUCUUACUGUCAGCUACCUGUCUGAAGGCUUCAACUUCGACUACGGUGUCGACACCAACAUCACUCUAAUGACCUCCAGCUACGCAUUGGUCGCCCAAGUGCGACGCGACGACGGAACAGCCGACCUUACGUUUCUGGCCUCCCGAGAGGUGGGGAGCGAGAGCAGGACGGUCCGGCUGACCGCGGCGCUCGGUCUGGACGAGACGGACGCGCACACGCUGGACGCCAGUCUUGACCUACCCAACUACCCAAGCACGCGGCUGAGUGGCCGGCUGGCAGCCGGCAGUGGUGGCCGCUACCUGGUCAGCGGCCAGCUGCAGCGCGGCCCGCACGUCUACAUGAUCAGCGGCCAGUACCGCUACGAGGCCGAGCACGUGCUGGAGCUGCGCGCUCGCCUGCCGCGGCGAGAGUACACCGGCACGCUGUCGGCCCGCACCGAGGGCGGCAACUAUAAGGUCAAGGCCGACCUGCAGCUAGGCCGCCGCAUCAUGACCGUCGUCAGUGUGCGUCCAGGUGGUCCGGAAAUGAACGCCAACUUUGAGCUGUUCUGGAAUAAAGACGUCGAUGAUAGUCAACACGUAAUCAUGGAGAUCUCAAGGCGGGGUUACGACCUGUCGGCUAAGCUACGGUACCCUGGCCGUCAAGUCCAGCUGCUAGCCGGUUUGACUUCAAGUGGCGUGCGCGCUUCUCUGGAGUACGCCCCCGACAAGGUCAUUUUGUUGGAGGGCAGAGUGGCUGUGCAGAGCAACAACAAGCUCGCUCUGCACCUCAACAUUCAGACACCUCUGCCAGGCUACAGGACCUUAACGCUGACGUUCCAAAACAAACCGGAUGUGACAGGAGUGCCCAGCCUCUUGAACUUCAAGGUUGCUGGAAAUAUCGAAGAGAAAGAGGUGAUCUUGAACGGUAGACUGGUCGCUGACUUCGCCAUGGCUCAGGAUGACAUCCAGACAGCAAACAUCAUGGAAACUGAACUGGAUCUCACAACACCUUUCGUGGGAUGGGAACGCAGCCGUUUAGAGCUUAAAUACGUUCAGAACGCCACCACAUUCCAUGCCAGAAUGGACGGGUCCAAGAACAAGGACGGGCUUUCUCUCGGCGCCAACUUUGAGAAGACGUAUCUUCCAAAAGUGUUCGCGGUGCGCACUGGACUGUUUUUCGAACUGCCCGUGGACCGAGUCCAAAGCGGGGCGCUCAACCUCGACUUCACCAUCAAGGACUCGUAUCUCGACGCCAAGGCUUUGGCGCAAUGGAAUGGUCCAGAACUGAAAACAUUGGAAUUGACUGUGCAGUCCAGACACAAUUUAACGUCUAACGUGUUAGUGGACUCUCAUGUCAUGCUAAAGACGCCAUUUGAAAAGAUGCACAAGCUGAAUUCUCAUUUUGAAUUGAGGAAAAAUGACACGAGCUUGUCAUCAAGAUUUACAGCGACCGAUGGCACCGGCGAAGAGCUCCUGAUCACGGAACUAAAAGGAUUGGUCUUUGGCAACCUCGGCUCAUUCGCAGGCAACUUCCUGUUUGCAUGUGAUGUCUGCCCCACUCUAGGCAUUGCGAUGGAAUGUGCAAAAAAUAUCGGAAACUCACAAUUCAAUAUAACAACUCUCUGGAGAAACCAAGAGGCUACCCUGACCGGCUCCAGCGCGUCUACCGAGGGCGGGGUGCACGAGUAUGCUCUAGCAUUGCACCUACCAAACCCAGCUCGAAGAUAUCACCUGAAGCGUGCUUAUCACUUUGAUCUUGAUGAAAAAACGAUACAAGAUUUCUGGGAAGUGGCACGUGAUGAUCAAGCAGUCACCGUCAACUUAACGGCAAACUGGAAUGUUGACUCAAAUGGGAGCGAAAUGCCUACCUACUCGCUAAAUGCGUUCGGGCAGGUAAGGUCCCCGUUCGAAGGCUGGGAAUCAUCCAGAAUAUCUGAGAGUUGUGCUAUUACAGUGACUACGUCUGGUGUGGAGUAUACCAACGAGAUCGAGCUUCACAAAGGAGGCCGGAACAUCUUGAUCACGGAGCGAGGCCAUUUCCGCGACUUGAGGAGCUGGCAAUUGGACCGAGAGGUAGCUAGCAACACAGGGUGGUUCUCGCAUUCUACGCAGCACCUGCGGUCUGACUGGACAGGCUCCAAAGGCACAGUGACGUGCAGAGUCACCUGGGAUGAACAAACCGCGGAGCUGACAUACGUUGACGCCGCCCCCGCCGGCCACAGCAGCGGCUACAACGUGACUCUGACUGCGCAGUGGUUCGGCCAGCGCGCGCGUCGCGUUUCGUUCUUGAUGGUUUCGUCUGCAAAGGCGUGGACCCCUCUGAUCACUGUGUCGUACGCUCCAGGCAAAACAAUCAAGAUCUCCGGCGAAAUCUACAGAUUCUCGGCGGCUUCCGAGUCCCAUCUCACCCUGGAGGCGCCGUUCACGGACGUGAUACUUCUUAAAACAAGCCAUGACAUACGGUCGAUCAGAAAACGCGCGCUGCUUGAAGUUUUCCAUGGACAAAGAGCGUACAGCCUGCAAAUCGAUGUUGAUACGGACUUCCGUAGCGCUGCAAGUUUCGAUGUCAAACUGACAUCACCGACAUGGUUCUUGGGGUCGAACACGCUAAGCUUGGGAUACCAACUGGGCUCGAGUUUUGUAAUGCGCGGAGAGGUGUCCCAUGCGGACUGGAGGCUGUCCCUGCACAGCGACAUGGGAAGAGAACGGGGCGACGUCGAGGUCACCACACCAUUCGGUGGACUAAAGAAGAUGUCAUUUAGGUACACGAUAUCUUCAAAGGCGGUUUUGUUGCGCGCAGCGCUUGGCAAUAGCGCGAUUCUACUCACUCUUAAUGACGAAAGCGACUACGAUAUGAUAGAAUACUCGGCGCGACUCAGCACUCCGUACGAGGGCUUUCGGAUAUUGACCGUGGUUUUCAGCCAGCCCAGAGGUCAAAAGCUGUUCUCCCUCAGGUGUGCCUAUGACAGGCGCAACACGAUAUCCAUCAAUGGUGAAUAUGAGCUGUCCGGUCCCAGGUCGUCUGUGACGGUACAAAUUCGGACGUCGUUUGAUGCCCUCCCGGCCGCGAGUCUGCAGCUGAGUUACGACCUGCUGGAGUCCACUGCAAGUCUGCAAUUUGCCAGAGGUCGCGACACAGUGAAGAUAGAAGCCUCAGCCGACAUCAGCCUGGCCAUGUCAUCCCUAACGAUCAACUAUUGGAACAGCCUUAUUGCAGGGCCCAGGCGAGUCACGCUCACUGGAGCGUAUGAUGUGCAGAGCUCUGAAAAGCUGCUCGACAUGGUGCUGGAGAAGGACAGCGAUGUGUACUUUACGCGUGGUAGGGCCAGGCUGUCGACAGAGUCCAGCUACGUGACACUCAAUGCCGGAACUCCGCUGCCCGGAUAUGAAAAACUUUCGAUUGUGAGCUACUUGAGCUUAACUUCAGCAGGUCCGGCGUUAACGUUUGAGCUCACCAAGAACAACGCAACUGUUCAAGCAACCUUCGAGGUUAACGUGACCGGCUGGUCUGGAACUGCUGUGUUGGAUAUAGAAACAUUGUUUGAUGAUAAUCGGCAUAUCACGUUGGCUGGCAAGUAUGAAGUGCUCCCGAGUUCAGCGAGCGUCGAGCUGGUUGCCACGAGAGAUUCAAUACGAAAAACCAUACGUGGAACUAUGCGACUGGGCGACCAUGGCGGGGAUAUGUCAAUUAUCACUCCGUUUCAUGGAUUCGAGACCUUCGAUGUGGAAUAUAGUGUAGCCCGUGCCAAUAACAAAAGGGAGGUAGAGGUCAUCUUACGCCGAGGCCAGGAUGAGAUACAAUUACUUGCGAGUGGUGAAUUGAGCCGGUCACAGCCUCGCAUUGCCAUUGAAGUACGCACGCCAAUGGAAACCGCAAAAACCCUGAGCUUUAAUGCAAGGUACGAUAUUGACAGCACAGCGAAGGUGGUUCACGUGACCCUAGCCAGGAAUAACCGGCGCCUUGAGCUCAAGAUCAGCGGAGAGAUGCACAUUGAUUCGGCCGAGGCAGUCCUGACCCUCAACACGCCUUUUCCCUCAUGGGAAAACGUAAAAUGCUCCGCGAUGUACGACCUUAGGAGUGCCGAAAGGAAGGCGGAAAUCAGCUAUGACCGAAAUGGAAACAAGACCGUUUUCUCCGCCCGCAGUUUCUAUGAUGCCGAGUCUGCAUAUCUGCACGUGGUUACGCCAUUCGAAGGGUUUGAAUCCCUGGGUGUGAGCAUCCGCUAUGCCAACACCAGACACAAACGCGAAGUUGGAUAUGAAGCUCAUGUCAAUGAACAUCGCCACCGUCUGUAUCUGCUAUACGAGCGCAGUGGUACGGAUAGCAUCAAACUGCGGAUGAACACACCGAUACACGACAUGCACGUGGUUGAGGUGGACCUGAGAAGACAAUCGUUCUCAGAUGGCGUCGGUAUGUAUGCCGAUUUGAACUUAGACGGCAAGCACACCUCGGUUGAGCUGAGGACGACGCUUGCAAAGAAGACGAUGGGCAUAGAUAUUUAUUUGAAAUCGCACCGAAAGGGAUUUGAAAACGUGCGAAUUUCUGGCAGUGUAAAUCUGGCGAAGAAGAAAAAGGCGUUCAGGUUGGCAUCGCAGUCGAAGACCCAAAAGAUAGAGCUGUCUGGAUUUUUUGCCAUUAAAGGAAAAGGGGGUAUCGGAAAGCUUGUGUCCAAACUCCCCCUACCAGGUCUGGAGAAGGUGAACGUGAAAGUGAGGUACACCCUUGGAAAGAAGAAUAAAUUCAAACUAAUAUAUGUAAAGGGCAAAAAGAAAACACAGAUUUCGGGAGACCUCACAUACACUGAUACUAGCUUUACCAUCAAUCUCAAAACACCUUUCAAUGGAUUCCAGAAAAUCAAGGCCAACGCUGGGCGGACCACGGAUUCCGAUGGCACAGUGUCUGCAGAAUUGUCUCUGCAGCGCUCUAACCGAGCGAUCUCAGUGAAAUACAGUUAUCUGUUCUCACUGAAAAAGGGAGACGGAAGCAUUGAGAUCGCAACGCCUUAUGAGGGAUUCGAGGACAUGAAGAUGUCUCUUACUUACAACAAUCUGGCGAAGUCUCGGAACAUGAAGUUUACCGCGAGGCGCAACUCAAGGGAAUGGCACAUUGAAAGCUCGAGAUCAUGGGGUGAUGGAAUCGAGGAUGGCUCCCUGGUGCUACGUUCUCCACUCGAGUCCAUUAGGUCCGUCAAAAUCAAUCGGUCUUUCAACAUUAAAAACCUUGAAGCAAUGAGGUACCUGGCAUCUUAUGAACGCAAUGACAGGAAGUUCGUAAUUACGGGCACAGGUAGCAUCAGACAAUCCGGCAAGGAGGUCUCAUUGGACGUUACUGUUGAAACUCCUCUAGAAAUCGGCCAGUUAAGUGCAAAAGCAGGAUAUGAUUUUACCAGAAUGCCGAUGAGCUUGCGAAGCAAUCUGUCCGCGGGACCGAGAUACGUGAAUGUCGAGGCUUCGCUGGGAGCGACAUCAGGAACUGUCAACGUCCAGGCCACCAGCGGGGGUCGUGCAACUGGACUGGACAUUGACUACACCGCACAGUUGGGUGACCGAACUCGCGAGGUUUCCGCCAACCUGGUGAUGAAAGAUGGAAGGAGACUUUCUGUGCUCUACACAGCGGACCAAAGCCGGCCCAAGACGGGCUCAGGUACUAUCAAGGUCGACUCCACAACAUUCGGCGACCGAGAGCUUAAGUGGAGCUUUUCUUAUCCGGACGACGACCUGACGAGUAGCAUUUCGUACAAAGCUCCGAACGUUCAGGCGGAGUGGUCGCUCUCAGUGCAGGGAACGAUGCUCGUUCACCGGAAAAUCAUUGCCAGCAGCUCGAUUAAUUCCCCGUGGCACACCAGCACAACGCAGGUGGAUGUCAUGUUUGACAGGAGGAAUGGUCUUGAUCUGACCGCAGAUGUUUCCAGCAACGGCAGACAGUACAAGCUGCUCAUAGAUAAAAAGAGCCGAGGCCAAAUGCAGGUAUUGUCUCUAUCCUACGACGGCCAUUUUGCUAAGAAUGUCAAGAUUGAUGGAACAUGGUCUUCACUGCGAGGUGUAGACGGCCGGCGAAGCUUUGAAUUCACCUACAGUCGAGGGAGGCAGAAGGCCUCUCUCAGCGGCUCUGUCCAGUUGGGAAGUGCCGGGAAGUCAGGCGCAACCAGUCUCCAUUUGACAACACCAUUCGCUGAAGCUGCAGUGGUGAAGCUUGAGGUUACCUGGAACUUCAUCUCACCGAAUGCUAUUCUCAAAGCUGAAUACUCGAGAAACGGGGUGAGCUACUUGUUUGUCCAGAGUGGGUCCCAUCAUCAGCAGUCGGGCGAAUAUGCAGUGCAAAUAAGUAUGCCAAACGUCAAGGUAUAUAAUCGCAAAUCGUUCAGUGGCAUUGAAAUGAUAGUGUCUUAUGAUCUCAGCAAAGGUGUGCAUGUCAAAGUGCACAUGGACAGGCCAUUCGAAAGCACAGUGGAGGUGAAGUUCACGAAAACACGUGCUGCGACAACGCUAAAGCUACUGCUACACUUCAUGGACAAAUUGGACUUGAUACCACAAAUUAAUCAUCGCCACUUCCAGCUGGACUAUACGAGCGAAAGGAGGCGGGUGGGGCCGCUUAUUGAAGCGACCUUGGCGACGAAUGUUUUUGACCUGGGAAAAGUGGAACUAAGCGCGGAUAUUCAGAAACAGGAUGGCAAAACCAUCAUCGAUGUGGAUUACAAAAGGGGAAGCAAGGCCGCUCAUAUCUUAGGUGAAAUAUCUCGCGCAUCUGGCUCUGGAAGUAGCUCUUUCAGUCUCAAAACACCUAUCUCUGGCUAUGAAGAUGUCAGCCUUUCUGGAGGCUAUCAGUUUUCACCGGGCCACGAGUAUGCCUUGAAUAUUGAGUACUCACGGGGUCAAAAAUUCAUCCACUUCGACUCGUCGUCGACUGUAUCUGUCAAGAGGGCGAAAGGUAAAUUAAAAUCGGUGAGUGCCAGUGCCGACAUCCAAAUCAGCUCGAAGAUCACGACACCGAUGCAACUGUCUGUGACUGCCAGUUCCGACAUCAGAGACAUAGGUACUCCAAAACAGUCGGGAGAGGGCAAGGUGGAGGGUACGCUGAAUGGCAAGAAGCUCGGCCUGACUUACUCUGUGGAGCGCGAUGACCAUGGCCGUCGUGUAGGCAGCGUCACCAUUACUACGCCCUUCAAAAAUCCGUACAAGAAAAUUGUCCUGAGCACCGACGUGUCCCUGCACAGCAACAAGGCCUCGACCAGCAUCGCAUACGGGCCGAAAAAGGUCUCGCUGCAGUUGUCGUGGUUCAAGGGCGAAGCCAACCAGUACGGCGCCGAAGUCCUUCUGGAAUCGCCAUACGCCGAGCUGAAGUCGCUCGAACUAGAGGCCAAGGGGACUCUGAACAGCGACGGCAGUGUGGACGUGCUGGGCCACUACCGCCGCAACAAUCGGAUGGUCCACGUCACGGGCACCGUGCGGCGAGACGCCUUCGAUCUGCGCAUCAAAACGCCCAACUCGGAAAGCUUCCGUGUGCAGGGUGGCGUGACGGUGGACCCGGCGCAUAAAACGUACUCGAUACGCGGCUUAGUGACGAUGCCGUCCGGCGCCUCUGCUGGCGGCGAGCUCACCGUCAAGGCCGCUGCGCUCAACAACAUGCAGCUCACUGUGGACGUGCACACGCCGUUGCCCGGCUGGGAGCGCUUCAACGCCGACGUCGCCUACACGGACGUCCAGGGAAGCCGCGUCAUCCGGGUGGCUUUUGAGUCGCCGCAGACCAAGCGCAUGGAGGUGGGCAUAGAGCUGACCAGCCAAGGCGGCCGUGGCAAGACCGACCUGCGGGCCGGCAUCACCACCAACUACCUGGGCAGCGUGUUCACCUUCCGGACACACAUCUUCCGCGACACAUCAGGCAUGAAGUACGAGCUCGAGAUCGAGUCACCUUUUCACAUUGAUCUGCCUGGUUUGCCAAGUGAUCACUAGCUGAUGGGUUGAGAAUGUUGUUUGACGUUUUGCUGAGGGGCAUGCUGCUUUGCUAGUCAUACUUGACGGGUGGUAAGCUUUAUACUCAUUGGAGCUUGGUGCAUUGUGAGCAUGAUGUAUUGUGUAGGCUUUGCAGGGCGCGGCAAUCCUGCCCACCAGUCACGGGUACCUUAAAUACAUUUUAUUUACAUGUGCAUUCGCAACUAAUGCAAACGAUAAAUCGCAUCUUCGCCGUAAUGGUCAGCUGUCGAUGACGCAUGAGGUGUUAGAGACAAUAAACUGAAACGGAUUUCA
Molecule: messenger RNA, 8289 nt
Organism: Pollicipes pollicipes
Lineage: Eukaryota; Metazoa; Arthropoda; Thecostraca; Pollicipedomorpha; Pollicipedidae
Exons: 5
Coding region: 28-7995 (2655 amino acids)
Source: RefSeq, a predicted model, not a curated record